AGUUGUACAUGAAUGCGUUAAGUCUUCAGUUCACUGCACUGCAGGUAUUGGUCUAUUACCUGCUUUACGGUAACAGGCACUACUCAGCAGAAGUUCCGGACGGUUCCACAGGACGCUUGUUGAAGACGACAAGAGGGAAAAUAACUACUACGACUAAAGUGAAGUUCGAAAGAGAGAUGGAAACUCGUGGCAAGAAGAGAGGUGAAGGGAGCAGCAAGACUAAAAGACCAUCCAACCCUAACCUGUGUUCCUCUAUGACUGUGCCACCUCAGGAUGAUCAAUCUGUAGAUGAGGUUGGCAUGCAACCAAAGACCAAAAAGGCCACAGUUGGUUGUUCCCUGAAGGAAUCACUAAAAAUUCAGGAUUCUCUAUCUGAAGAUGAAGUUGGCAUGCAGCCGAAGACCAAAAAGGCCGCAGUUGGUUCUUCCCCGAAGGAAUCACUAAAAAUUCAGGAUUCUCUAUCUGAAGAUGAAGUUGUCAUGCAGCCGAAGACCAAAAAGGCCAAACGUCGCAGUUCCCCCAAAAAAUUAUUGUCACCAACGGGAGCAUCAUUAAUCACAAAAUUGAAAGAGGAGAACAAAUUGGCUAAGAUGAAAAUACAACGCCUGGAGGAGCGGGUGAAGCACCUGGAAGAGGCUAACAUCGAUCUCAAAAAGGACAAAGAUUUUCUGCUUAGUAGAUUUGACGAGAAGCCAGGUCCUUCUCACAAGAGUGCAAAGAAAGAAGUCAUCUCUACCUCCUCUGAAACACCCUCAGCCUCAUCCUCUGAUGAGUCAUUCUUAUCAGAGGAAGAAGAGGUUAAGGUAAAGGAGAAGAAGAAGAAGAGGAAGACCAAGAAGCCAAUGAAAACCUUAGAGCCACACAGUCGCUCGAGGAUGACAACCAUCGAUGGCGUGGUGCGGCGCUACAUGAGGGCUCUCAAGAGCUUCAAAAAAACUGGAUCCAUGAAGCGAGCCUUUGAGCAUUUGGGGGUGGACCGGAACACCAUAGCAAGGACCGCCCCAAUCGCUGAGGUCCACAUGAUUUUCCCAGACAUAUUUGAGGGUUUGAGUAAAGAUAGCCAUGACAAAAUCUCCACCUUCACAGAGAGGUGCAGGGAAGCCAUAACAGCAGAAAUGGCGAGCACACUGACGCACAAAAAAAAUGCAGGUGAACUACUGCCGAUCACUUACAAAAUGACCUAAUCAUUAGACAAUUGGCUUUAUGCACAGCUCCACGACUUCCUGAAAUAAG
Messenger RNA from Gadus chalcogrammus (walleye pollock), 1233 nucleotides. Its product is annotated as coiled-coil domain-containing protein 106-like. The record is from RefSeq and is a predicted model, not a curated record. Gene Ontology annotation, cellular component: nucleoplasm. Lineage: Eukaryota; Metazoa; Chordata; Actinopteri; Gadiformes; Gadidae. The transcript is spliced from 8 exons. Bases 9 to 1184 code for a protein of 391 amino acids.